Messenger RNA from Wallemia ichthyophaga EXF-994, 2577 nucleotides. Its product is annotated as Anaphase-promoting complex subunit 2. Gene Ontology annotation, cellular component: anaphase-promoting complex. The transcript has 11 exons. The coding region runs from base 1 to 2577 and encodes 858 amino acids. Gene Ontology annotation, biological process: ubiquitin-dependent protein catabolic process. The record is from RefSeq and is a predicted model, not a curated record. NCBI's taxonomy places the organism in Eukaryota, Fungi, Basidiomycota, Wallemiomycetes, Wallemiales, Wallemiaceae. Gene Ontology annotation, molecular function: ubiquitin protein ligase binding.
AUGACGGAAUUUGAUUCAGCCUUCAAUGACGCGCAAAAUCAAGUGAUGCAUCUGGUCGACGACUACAAGAGUUUGUCAGACUCUUGGGAAGCAGUGACUGGAUAUUUGGAGCCAGUGUCGUUAGAUAGCGCGCGAGCAGAAAAACCUCUGCACGCUUUCGAGCACAUUGCAAAUGCGAAACUUGGUCGAGAUCUUCUCAAACACUAUUACGAGCGGAUAGAAAGCAAAUUUGAGAUAGUGACGAAUGAGAUUCAGUUGGGUUUGAGUGGAUUUAGUAGUGGCCAGGUGGGUUCUGCACCACAAGCAGCACACAGACUGGUAGACUAUUAUCUCGAGUGGAAGAAGCCGAUUGAAUACAUAGAGUCAUGGAUACACGACAUGGACUUGGAUUUCGAAAGCGAGGGUGAGAAGUAUACCAAAAUAUACCACGAUCAGCUCUUCUCAUCACUUCCGACCAAUUUAUCAAGCAGUCUACGUCAGCACCUAUCAGAUAUAUUCAGCUUGAAGAAUGACAGGAAUGACAAGAAUGAAGUAAACAAGAGUAUACCGUCGUUGGACAUUAUUGGAGCACAGUCAUUGAUUGAGAUACUCUCUGCUGAGAUUCUUUACAGUGAGAUAAGGCAGGAAGUUGACAAUAACAGGGGACAAUGGGAUACACCUAUCCUAGACAACCUACGCAAAUGGAUAGCAUUCGGUGAUAUAUCGACUAGAAUGCUCUCGGUUAUACCUACCGAGUCUCAAGAAAGAUGGAAUGAGACUUGGUUGCAGAGGUUUGACUUUUACGCGUGCGAAUACUUUGCAGAAAUGAGGAGUGAAGAGCUGUUCGAUAUAAUCGUCGAUUAUCCAGACUCGUCGGCGGCUGUGGAUGAUAUCAGAAUGUGUUUGGAGCGUGUACAGUACAAAUCACAGCUGAUAAGAAAGUUGAAGUCAUUGAAUGAUUUGAGAUUAUUACACGCAGGUGCAUCAACAAACUUAAUUCUAACACAAUAUAUAUCAACCAUCAAAUCACUUUUGAUCGUUGAUCCAUCGGGCGUGCUGCUUUCGUCAGUCGCAGAGCCGAUAAGGAAGUACCUUCGAGAGAGACCAGAUACGAUACGAUCGAUAGUUGCAAAUUUUGUCGACGAAGAGAGUGAAUUGGUUGAUGAUGAUAUGGAUCGCGAUGGAGACAAUCACCUUAUCAUGCUAGACAAUGACUAUGUACCGGAUUGGGAUGAUAGUAAUUGGGAGCCUGAGCCAAUUGACGCAGGACCAAACUUUAAGAAUGAUGGGCGUAAAGAUUUGAUCUCUACGCUCGUGAGUAUAUACGACAGCAAGGAGGUAUUUGUGGAAGAGUUGCAAGUCAUGCUGGCACAACGAUUGAUGUCACUGAAAGAUUACAAUUUGGAGAAAGAGAUACGGAAUAUCGAAAUACUCAAGCUGAAAUUUGGAGAGAAUACGCUGCAUUCUUGCGAAGUGAUGCUGAAGGAUGUCGCAGAUUCUAAGCGUAUAGAUCAGAAUAUCAGAUCGCAAAUAGAGACAUUAAUCCGACCAAUAAUAGUCUCGCGACAGUUCUGGCCAGAAAUUGAGGAUUACUCGUUCAAGUUGACAGAUAAAAUGAAGCAAUUUAGAGAGAGUUAUGAAGACGCGUAUGCCCUAUUGAAGCCAGAUAAGCGAUUGCAUUGGAUACCGCAGAUAGGGAACAUAUCGAUAACGAUAGAGUUGGAAGACCGUAGACUGGAAUUGGAUGUGACGCCAUUCCAAGCAGCGACGAUAGAUUUGUUCGGAAGUAAUGGUGGACGAAUGACAGCCUCAGACGUGGAGGAAGCGUUGGAUGCGCCGAAUGAGGUGAUAGUGCAAGAAACGCUUAAAUUUUGGGUGAAGAAAGGGGUAUUGAAGGAGGAGAAGAGCAAGGAUGAGGGGAUGCGUAGAAAGAGGCUCAAUCAGCAGGGACAUGUUUACGAGCAGCAGAUGUAUGCGCCAAAUCAGCAGAAUUAUCCAGUCCCACAGAUGCCAUACAAUCAAGGCGGGUAUGGAUAUAAUCCGCCACCAGGGCCACCACCGGGAAUGGACGAUCACCAGCCACCGCCGACAAAGGGAAUGGCUGCGAUUGCUAGGAGAAGGAUAGAGAGGCGGGAUGCGAAGAAAACAGCGCCGAUAGUGAUUAUCAUAUUACUCAUCGUAAUCGUCGUUGUGGCGUGGUUAGUCGGGGUCGAGAGGAAGAGAAGGCGGAAGAAGAGAGAAUAUGAAGCGUUCGUUAAGAGCCUUCCAGUGCUAGAGCAGCCCAAUGUCGCAACUGGGAUUGACGUCGGUAACACACACGGCCAAUCCCCUUUAGAUUUUAUCAACGAAAGGUACUUUGGCAGGGAUAAUCACUUUUCUUCUGCUCAGAGGCAUUUUGACGACUUUGACGAUGAAAUUAGUCCUGGGGAUGCUGUACAAGGGUCUACACAAUCACCACCAGUACAUCCACCACCUGCUCACACCAAUCAACCACCAACGCCUACAAACGAACAAGCAGCUGCAGCAGUUCCGCCACCACCUUCUUAUACGGAUUCUAAUAACAAUCUAAACAUCCCACCACCUUCAUAUAAUCGAUAG